This is a messenger RNA of Cynara cardunculus var. scolymus (artichoke), 2788 nucleotides long. Its product is annotated as sulfoquinovosidase-like. Bases 13 to 2625 code for a protein of 870 amino acids. Gene Ontology annotation, molecular function: carbohydrate binding; hydrolase activity, hydrolyzing O-glycosyl compounds. The transcript is spliced from 8 exons. NCBI's taxonomy places the organism in Eukaryota, Viridiplantae, Streptophyta, Magnoliopsida, Asterales, Asteraceae. The record is from RefSeq and is a predicted model, not a curated record. Gene Ontology annotation, biological process: carbohydrate metabolic process.
AUUUUUUCAAGAAUGUCGACCCUCAAAAUCACCAAGAAACACAAUAAACAUCUCAACAAUCCCUUCCCUUCAAAACCCAAAACUUUACCCUUCAAACAGGGAACACUAAUUUUGAAUUCCCAAACUACCCUUUCACCACACCAAAUCUUUCCCAUUGGAAAGGAUUUUCAGCUAGUUUGGAGAUCAGCAAAUGGUGGGUAUGCCUCCAUCUCUCAUAAAUCACAGCCUACAAGAUCCAUAUGGUCUACAAUCCCAGGUCAAGCAUUCAUCUCUACUGCAAUGGCUGAAACAGAGGUGGAGGAAAGCAGGGGAUCAUUCAUCAUCAAAGAUAGAAAUGUUCAAUUAGUAUGUGAUCAUCAAACUAUUGAACACAUACAAGUGUUAAAAAUUCAAUCUGAUAUUAAUCUGCAAGAAAAAGAUCAAGAUUUUGCAUCUGGGUAUGUGGAAUUUGAUCCAGAAAUGCAGUUAAGGCGAUUCGAGUUCCCAAUUCUGCUAAUAACAGGUAGGGUUUUUGGUAUGAGGAAGAACAAGAAGGUUGCGAAUGGCGAAAAAUGGGAAUCUGUAGAGAAGGAUGUUUAUAGUUAUGCAAGAUAUAGGCUUUUGUUUGAUCAAAAGAACAGUAAUCAGAUCGGGUUUCAAGUAAAACUUGGAAAACUGAAUCUUGGAUCUUCACCAAAGGUUUCACCGAGAAAUUACAGGGGAUUUGUUCGAAAAUCAAGCCGACCACGAAGGAUUCGAGUUAGGUUAUGGGGAUCUUUCUUGAGGAGAAGACAAUUAGUGACAGAUUCUUGUAAUGAAGAGGAAAAUGUAGCAAUGAAGGAUGGUGGAUAUGGAUGUUUUAAUAGGAUUUGUUUUACAUAUUCGAGUGAAAAGAAUGAGAGAUUCUUCGGAUUUGGAGAACAGUUUUCACGUAUGGACUUUAAAGGAAGGAAGGUGCCCAUUUUUGUUCAAGAACAGGGAAUUGGGAGAGGAGAUCAACCAAUCACAUUUGCUGCUAAUCUGGUUAGCUACAGGGCAGGGGGUGAUUGGAGUACAACAUAUGCUCCUUCACCAUUUUAUAUGACAUCAAAGAUGAAGUCACUUUACCUUGAAGGUUACGACUAUUCAGUCUUUGAUCUCACACAGGAUGACAGAGUUCAGAUACAGAUACGUGGAGAUUGUGUUGAAGGUAGGAUAUUGUAUGGGAGCUCACCUUCUGAGCUGAUUGAACAAUUCACUGAAUCCAUAGGCAGACCACCUGAGCUUCCUGACUGGAUUAUAUCUGGUGCUAUUGUGGGAAUGCAAGGUGGAACAAAUGCAGUUCGCCGUGUUUGGGAAGAACUGGUGGCCCAUGAUAUUCCAAUAUCAGCAUUCUGGUUGCAAGACUGGGUAGGGGAGAGGAAGACGGUAAUUGGAUCACAACUAUGGUGGAAUUGGGAAGUGGAUGAAACACGGUAUCAGGGAUGGAAACAACUAAUUAAGGAACUUAGUUCUCGGCAUAUCAAAGUGAUGACAUAUUGCAAUCCUUGUCUAGCUCCGAUGGAUAGCAAGCCAGAUGCAAAGAGAAACCUCUUUGAAGAGGCGAAGAAGUUGGACAUAUUAGUGAGAGAUAAGAAUGGAGAAGCAUACAUGGUUCCUAAUACUGCUUUUGAUGUGGGGAUGUUGGAUUUGACGCACCCCCAUGCUGCAACAUGGUUCAAACAGAUUCUACAAGAGAUGGUAGAUGAUGGUGUCCGGGGAUGGAUGGCUGAUUUUGGUGAAGGCCUUCCUGUUGAUGCCUGCAUCUACUCAGGUGAAGAUCCCAUUUCUGCCCAUAAUAGAUAUCCAGAGUUAUGGGCCCAGAUCAACCGGGAAUUUAUGGAAGAGUGGAAAAGUACACUAGUGGGAAAGGAGAAAGAAGACCCUUCAGAAUCAUUAGUUUUCUUUAUGAGAGCUGGUUUCAGAAAUAGUCCCAAAUGGGCAAUGCUCUUCUGGGAGGGGGAUCAAAUGGUAAGUUGGCAGGCUAAUGAUGGGAUAAAAAGUGCUGUUGUUGGUUUGCUUAGUAGCGGACUUUGUGGCUAUGCGUUUAAUCACAGUGAUAUUGGAGGUUAUUGUGCGGUAAACUUACCCUUCAUCAAGUAUCGAAGGGAUGAAGAGUUACUAUUGAGAUGGAUGGAGUUAAAUGCCUUCACCACAAUAUUCCGAACACACGAAGGAAACAAGCCAUCUGUUAAUAGCCAGUUCUAUUCAAAUCAAAGGACUUUAUCACAUUUUGCACGCUUUGCAAAAGUGUACAAAGCAUGGAAAUUUUACCGGGUCCAACUCGUGAAGGAAGCUUCACAAAAAGGUCUUCCAGUUUGCCGUCACCUAUUUCUCCAUUACCCUAAUGAUGAUCAUGUACAUAACUUGACGUAUGAGCAGUUUCUAGUUGGUGAAGAGAUCCUGGUGGUGCCGACUCUUGAUAAACACAGAAAGAAUGUGAAGGCCUACUUUCCGGUUGGAGAAAAUUGUGGUUGGAAACAUAUAUGGACAGGAAAUAUAUACAAUAUACAAGGUUCAGAAGCUUCAAUAGAAGCUCCAAUUGGCUAUCCAGCAAUUUUUGUGAAAAAUGGAUCGGUUGUUGGAGAGACUUUUCUAGGAAAUCUGAGAGAAUACAAGAUUCUGUAAAUACUUGUACAGUAAUUUGGGUUGUUGAGUUUAAAACCAACAUCCAUUGUAAUUGGCCACAAGGGAAAUUAGCAAUUGAUGUACAAAUCUAAAGCUUUCCUGAGGAGUAAAUACACAAAGACGCUUAUUAAACAGAGGAAUCCUUCAUAUAUUAACAUUUUCU